Coffea eugenioides is the source of this 963-nucleotide messenger RNA. RefSeq lists its product as uncharacterized. The coding region runs from base 1 to 963 and encodes 320 amino acids. The record is from RefSeq and is a predicted model, not a curated record. The transcript has a single exon. NCBI's taxonomy places the organism in Eukaryota, Viridiplantae, Streptophyta, Magnoliopsida, Gentianales, Rubiaceae.
AUGGAUAAGAGCUGGAUAAAUGAUCCAAAUAUUUUGUCAAGUCAUUAUAAGUCUGGUCUUAAGGAUUUUAUUGAAUUUGCUAAGACCAAUGGUAUGGGAUUGGAUGGAAAAUUAUUUUGUCCAUGUAGGAGAUGUAGGAAUUCAAAGAGAAUAAGCAUUUCUCAAGUUGAAUUAGAUUUGUCAAAAAAAGGCUUUUGUAUGUAUUAUAAAAAUUGGGUCUUCCAUGGGGAACCAUUUUCUGCACACUCUUAUAUGUCAAGUGGAAAGAACAAUAACCUUGAUGAGAAUGGUGUUGGAGGUGAGACAGAUUUCCUCUUUGAAAUUGUAUAUAAUUACUUUGAUAUGAAUGAAAAUGGUGAAUCUGAUGAGUUACCUGAUUUAUUGGAUGAGAUAAGAAAUGCACAUGAACCAGGGACAUCGAGUGAAUGGGAUUCAAAAAAUUUUGACAAAUUGUUAAAUGAUGCACAAAGAGAACUUUACACGGGAUGCAGAAAGUACUCCCUGCUGUGUUUCAUUGAUUCCUCGCUCCAUAUCAAAGUGAUGAACCAUGUGGCUAACAAGGCAUUUGACAUGAUGCUAGAAUUUUUAAAAGAUCUGUUACCAGAAGGAGAAAUACUUCCAUCCAGUUUUUAUGGGGCCAUGAAAAUUCCAUCUUGUAUAGGUUUGGGAUAUCAAAAAAUUGAUGUCUGCAAAUUUGAUUGUGCAUUGUUUUGGAAAGAAAAUGAAAAGAUGGACAAGUGUCCUGUUUGUAAAGAAUCACGAUGGAAAGUCAAUAAUGGCAAGGAAAAGAAAGUUCCACAAAAGGUGAUGUGGUACUUUCCAUUAAAAGCUAGGUUGCAAAGACAUUUUAUGUCUUCUAAAACUGCUGAAGACAUGAGAUGGCAUAAGGAGAAACGGGUUAAAGAGGAAAUUCCGCAAGAAUUCCUCGUUUGGAAACAGAAGAAGUGUGGAGGGUCUUCCUAG